This is a messenger RNA of Rangifer tarandus platyrhynchus (Svalbard reindeer), 336 nucleotides long. The record is from the annotation of a GenBank genome assembly. NCBI's taxonomy places the organism in Eukaryota, Metazoa, Chordata, Mammalia, Artiodactyla, Cervidae.
AUGUGCACCUGCCUCCCCCUCACUGGAAGGGGUGAGAGGCGGGGGGCUCCCCUCCUGGGGGUAGCUGACACCAAGAUGUACAGGCACAUCUCCUUGGUUGCAGCCACACUCGUCCCCAGAGGCACAUUUGUGCACAUGCUCACAGGCCCUCUCAUGUGUGGGCUGCGGAUGACCAGGCCCCAUCUUGGCCCCUCCCCUAGGGGCCUGCAGCCUGGUGCCCAGGGCCCAGGCCCCUCCCCACCUCAGCAGGGUGGGUGCAGGGCCCACUCUGGAUGGCAGCCUGGGUCCCCGUCUCAGCUCUGCCCCUGGGUGGCUGGGAUGAGAGGUCCUCUCUGA